Messenger RNA from Myripristis murdjan (pinecone soldierfish), 5490 nucleotides. It is a transcript of the gene gak, whose product is annotated as cyclin G associated kinase. Gene Ontology annotation, biological process: clathrin coat disassembly; protein phosphorylation; clathrin-dependent endocytosis. NCBI's taxonomy places the organism in Eukaryota, Metazoa, Chordata, Actinopteri, Holocentriformes, Holocentridae. The record is from RefSeq and is a predicted model, not a curated record. The coding region runs from base 204 to 4145 and encodes 1313 amino acids. The transcript has 30 exons. Gene Ontology annotation, molecular function: ATP binding; protein kinase activity; clathrin binding. Gene Ontology annotation, cellular component: cytoplasm; intracellular membrane-bounded organelle; vesicle.
CCCUAGUGAUGGUGGCGGCCUCGUCAGCCUGGCAGGAAGAGGAUGUUUGUUUCUUGGGAAGGAAUCAUAUCGACUGAUCAUCAAGCCUUGUAAUUGACUGAAGCGCCGUGUUAGUUUCCGUUCAAAGCCUGCCAGAACCAAGACAGCCGAUCUUCCGCGUCCGGAGCCAGCCUGUGUGAGCCUGACGCAGGGAGCAGGACAAGAUGUCCCUGUUUCAGUCGGCACUUGAUUUCCUAGCCGGGCCCGGCUCGUCCGGAGCGGCCAGCCGGGACCAGACCGACUUCGUUGGACAACUCGUUGAACUCGGUGACAUGAAACUGAGGAUCAAACGGGUGAUCGCAGAAGGUGGAUUUGCCUUUGUGUAUGAAGCCCAGGAUAUCGGCAGUGGCAAAGACUACGCCCUCAAGAGGCUUCUGUCCAACGAGGAAGAGAAAAACAAGGACAUCAUUCAGGAAGUCUGCUUCAUGAAAAAGCUGUCGGGUCAUCCCAAUGUGGUCCAGUUCUUCUCCGCUGCCUCCAUCAGCAAGGAGGAGUCAGACACUGGACAGGCCGAGUUCCUCAUCCUCACUGAGCUGUGUAAAGGUCAGCUGGUAGAAUUUAUCAAGCGAGUGGAGCAGAGGGCUCCUAUGUCAUGCGACACAGUGCUGAAGAUCUUCUACCAGUCAUGCCGUGCCGUGCAGCACAUGCACAAACAGAAGCCUCCGAUCACACACAGAGACCUCAAGAUUGAGAACCUGUUGAUUAGUAACCAGGGCACCAUCAAGCUGUGUGACUUUGGCAGCUCCACCACGCUGGCACAUUACCCCGACUACAGCUGGUCUGCACAGAAGAGGUCCAUGGUGGAGGAUGAGAUCACAAGGAACACCACUCCAGCCUACCGGACACCUGAGAUGAUCGAUCUUUACUCCAACUUCCCCAUCAACGAGAAACAGGACAUCUGGGCCCUGGGGUGCAUCCUCUACCUGUUGUGUUUUAAGCAGCACCCGUUUGAGGAGGGCGCCAAGCUGCAAAUAGUCAACGGCAAAUACUCCAUCCCUCAGAAUGACACCAAGUACACUGUGUACCAUGACCUCAUACGUUCGAUGUUGAAGGUGAACCCAGAGGAGCGUCUGUCCAUAACAGAGUUGGUCAACCAGCUCCAGGAAAUAGCAGCAGCACGCAAUGUCAACCCCAAGUCGCCCAUUACAGAGCUGCUGGAGCAGAAUGGAGGCUUCGGUAACAAUGGAGCGCAGCCGCCCAACCAGAUCCAAAACCUUCACAACAAUGCUGGUGUUUAUGAUCCUGAUCAAUCAGGCAGCGGCUUUCUAGACAUUUUGAAAGGUGGGACAGAACGCUUCCUGACCAACAUAAAGGACACUUCCUCUAAGGUCAUCCAGUCAGUAGCUAGCAGCCCAAGCUAUGCCAAAGGGGACCUGGAUAUUUCAUACAUCACCUCCAGAAUAGCAGUCAUGUCAUUCCCAGCAGAGGGGGUCGAGUCAGCGAUAAAGAACAACAUUGAGGACGUUCGCCUGUUCCUAGACUCACGUCACGCCGGCCACUAUGCUGUUUACAACCUCUCCAAACGAUCCUACAGGCCUUCACGAUUCCACAACAGGGUUUCCGAGUGUAACUGGCAGGCGCGUCGUGCCCCGAACCUCCGCAGUCUCUACAGUGUGUGUAAGAACAUGCACCUGUGGCUCAAACAGGACCAGAGGAACAUCUGUAUAGUCCACUGUCUGGAUGGCAGGGCAGCAUCGGCUGUGGCGGUGUGUUCAUUCCUGUGUUUCUGUCGUCUGUUCACCACGGCUGAAGCUGCCGUCUACAUGUUCUCCAUGAAGCGCUGCCCACCUGGCAUAGCUCCCUCACACAAGAGGUAUAUAGAAUAUAUGUGCGACAUGAUGGCCGAGGAGCCCAUCAUCCCCCACUGCAAGCCCAUAGUGAUCCGCUCCAUUGUCAUGACGCCUGUGCCGCUCUUCAACAAGCAACGCAACGGGUGUAGGCCGUUCUGCGAAGUGUAUGUUGGAGACGAGAGGGUCCUCACCACGUCGCAGGAGUACGACAAGAUGAAGGAUUUUAAGAUGGAGGACGGGAGAGCAGAGAUUCCCCUCAAUGUGACAGUCCAAGGAGAUGUGCUGGUGGUGAUCUACCACGCUAGAUCUACUCUGGGAGGACGCCUGCAGGCCAAGAUGGCAUCCAUGAAGAUGUUUCAGAUCCAGUUCCACACAGGCUUCGUCCCCAGAAAUGCCACCACCGUCAAGUUUGCCAAGUAUGAUCUGGAUGCCUGUGACAUCCAGGAGAAGUACCCGGACCUGUUCCAAGUCAACCUGGACAUUGAGGUAGAACCCAGGGAUCGACCCAGCUCCAAGACCCCUCCAUGGGACGGCUUCCACACCAAGGGACUCAACCCCAAAAUCCUUUUCUCCUCUCGGGAUGAGCAGCAGGAGAUCCUCAGCAAGUUUGGUAAGCCAGAGCUUCCCCGCCAGCCAGGUUCCUCGGCAUUUUACGACUCCGAGUCGGCCCAGCCGGCUCAGACUCCUGAGGACUGCAGUGUGACUGAAGAGUCUCCUGUCAGCGCUGAAACCAACUCCAACAACUUUUUCCAGACCCUGGACUGGGACGAUGGAAGUGGCCACCAGGACGCCUCAGACAGUCAGGGAGGCGGGACCCUGAAUGACCAAGACGACCUGAGCGACCAAUCAGACGGGGAGUCCUAUUCUUACUCUGCUCCCGGUGGGGAGCCGCUGUCACGCGACCCCAGCGAGCCGCUGUUUGAUGCUGACUUCCAGACUCCCCCUCCUGCCCAGGAAGCCCCUGCCAGUGACACAGCGGACCUCUUAGGGUUGAACUCUGACCCUGGACCUCAUCCUGCAUCCUCCUCCUCCGCCUCUGCUCCUCAUGACGGAGUCCAGGCAGGCCUGAAAGCUUCUUCCAGCAACAGUGACCUCCUUAAUGACUUGUUUGCUCCCCCUGCUGGUCACACUGGUGCAGUGCAGGAGGAUUUGUUCUUCAGUGGGACACCUAGUGGGACAGCACCAGCUGCAAAAACCAUGGCUGACCCGUUUGAUCCGUUUGGGAUGGGCUCCAGCUCCAGCACUGGCUCUGGGUUGGGUUCAUCACGGCAGGCCUCGGGACCUGACCUGUUUGAGGAUUUGUUGGGCUCUGAUACUUCUGGUACCAGCGGGUUCAGUUCAGCACACAGUAACCCUCCACCUGUGUCCAACACCAGCCUCUUCAACCUCAAUAAGCGAUUGAAUGACCCUCCUAAGAUGACGUCAUCAGCCAGCCAGCCUGACCUGCUGGGGGGUUGGGACAGCUGGGCAGCCAGCACCACUGCUGGCAUGAGCACCACCACCAACAAAUCCAAUUACACCAACACAGCUCCUGGAGUGUCAUCCAUGUCAAAGGCCAAGUCUCAAACCUUUGAUCCUUUUGCUGACUUAGGAAACCUGGGGUCCAAUUUACCAGCUUCCUCCAGCACUAGUUUUUCUGGCCCUGCUUUCAGCUCCAAGGCUCCUACCUCCUCUGCUAAACCUCAAGGCCAGUCCUGGCAGCCUGGAAGACCCAGCUCAGCCCAGAACAAACCCUGGAUGCCUGGUGCGGGAUCUGGAUCGGCACCUAAAAUGCCGUCAUCCUCCCAGCCUGCUUCAGGCUCACAGCCCUCAAAACCGAACUACAACCUCAGCUUCUCCAGCGUCAUCGGAGGAAGAGAGGAGAGGGGAGUCCGUGCACCUGGAUUCGGCCCCAAGCCCAAGGUGAAGGAGGAUGAUUUUGAAGACCUGCUGUCAACUCAGGGAUUUGCCUCUAAGCCUGAUAAGAAAGGACCGAGGACCAUUGCAGAAAUGAGGCGACAGGAGAUCUCUAAAGAAAUGGAUCCCCUCAAAUUACAGAUCUUGGACUGGAUCGAGGGGAAGGAGCGUAACAUCCGAGCACUGCUGUCAACUCUUCACACUGUGCUGUGGGAAGGUGAAACACGCUGGAAACCGGUGGGCAUGGCUGACCUGGUCACACCAGACCAGGUGAAGAAGUACUACAGGAAGGCCGUGCUGGUCGUCCACCCAGAUAAGGCAACAGGCCAGCCUUAUGAACAGUACGCUAAGAUGAUCUUCAUGGAACUGAACGAUGCCUGGUCAGAGUUCGAGAACCAAGGAUCCAAAGCACUCUUCUAAAACCCUGGUGUGGGUCAGAUUGGACAGGACUGAGCCCACAUUGGGCCUUAGGGGACGCAGUGCCUCUGAGAGGUGUCCUCUCUACCAUUCCCUUCACCCCCACCCCCCCUUCCCUCUUUACUCGUUUCUUCAUUCUUUCCUUCUACAAUCGAGGGAAGAGACAUUUUGCCUCUCGCCUGGCUGCAGUGAAAAUUUCCUCGCGGGCCCAUGAACAGUCAGUUCAAACCAUCAUGACCGUCUGAAAACUCACUGCCUACCUUCACGACUGCCUGUGUGGUGCUGCGAUUGACAUCGGGAGGGAUAGAUGGAGGGAUGACAGACAAUCACAGAACGUGGAAUGAAAUCAGAUGUUACAAGGACUUUGAAAAGAAGCAAGCUGAUUAUUCUGAGGAUAGUAUACAGAUGGAAAGAUUAUAACCAUACACCUGCCACCAACCAAAUGCUGGUAACUUUUGGCUGUGGCUGUUAGGUUUGCCUACUUUACUAGCCACUUUCGCGGGUGAUAAAUCAUUUAGUUGCCUCAAAAAACACAACUGAAAGUGUCGGCUGAACCUUGGAACGUACCAACCACAGCAGCCUGUAGACACAAGUUCCUUUCCUGCCCCUAAUGCAGUAGCAGGGUUAAAAUCUCCCUAAACUUUUGGGACAAGGAGGUGCUUGGGGUGCUGAUGAUGACAUUUGAUGUUACUUUGAAGUGCCACUGUUGCACCUUUAGGGGGCACACAUGGGUUGGGUUGCACUUAAGCUAUUUCCUCUCCAGAAAGACAGACAGGCCUGCCAGUCGGCCGAAUGCCUGCUGAACACACUACUACUAGUAGUGCUACUACUACUGUUAAUACUACACACUCCUUCAACAUUAAAACCUACAACCUGAGCUGCUAACCUCUGAAGAAGGUGAUGCGCUUGUUUUGAACCCCCAAAUUGUCCCUAGUGGAUAGGAGCUCUUUGUUGAAAUGUUUCUUUUAGCCGAAAUGUUGAUGAUUCCACCAACUCAGGCUACACUACGUAGCAACCACCCACCCCCCACCCCCAUCACCUAACUUCUGAGCAACCUUCAGGGUAUGUGCUUCAGUUCUACAUUGGGGCAGUCACAGUCAGGUGGGGCUCUUAUUUUGAAGUGCUCUUUCCUUGUAGCAGAAACGGUGAGGGAUCCUCCUGCUCGGGCUACGCUUAGUGGCAAACUAAAUCCCAUAGCAGGGCUCACGCUGGUCAUCGCUUUGAUUGACAGGCAUUUUACGCAUCGCAGUCAUCAUCUCAUCCUCUAACAAACCCCUCCUUUUGCCGCAGUAAGCCCCGCCCACCGCCAGCACCCAGCUCUGUGGGCAGUUUUUUUUUUUUUUUUUUU